CUACAGCUGAGCGUCUACUUGAAUCUCUGGCGACAACACCAUGCUCUCCGGAUAGACUAUAGGAAUGCUUUCACUCAUCCUAAAGAGAACGCUUUCGCAGGCGGUCUACAUCUUUCUUGUUCUGAUCAUCGUGGUAGCUGCUGGCCUUUCAUGUGCUGCCAUACUCUCUCAGGCGGUUCGCACUUCGGACAACAAGUCAUGGGACAACAACUUCAAUGCCUUGAUCAUUGGGGCUUCGUAUAUCAUCGUGCUCGUUGCCUCCCUGUUCCUAUGCAUUAAACGACGCAUCGCGGUGCGGAUGAAGUUGCAACGGAUCUCAAAGACAUAUAGGACUGUAGGCGCGGAGGAUCUUCCCAAGUCUGUACAUCGGUACAUCACGCAGGAAUAUGUCAGGGCCUCGCUCAUCUCGCAUGAGUCGUUACCAGAGGAUGUCGUGCACGAGGGCUGGGGUCGACCAGGGAGCAAAUACCACGGCGUGUACUUCCGACGAGCACUACUUGACACUAUACCCCGAAUUGACAAGCUAGCCCGCACUGUCAUCCCCAUGCACCCAAGAUUGAAACCACAUGCUCGGAUGUUGCUUCAUUUCCGAUUCCUUGUGCCCUUGCUCCCGAAGGACCAAGACGGGAUAACACCUCUUCAUUAUUAUGAUUCCGCGAUCCAAAUUGCCCGAAAUGCGGAGAGGGAGCUGAGCGAGGAGGAGUUUGAGUUUGGGAUGCAGGCGGCAAAGGAGAUCGAGAGAGGGUUGGAGGAGUUGCGUCUGGAAAUGGAGGAUACCAAGUCACAUUCUCAUUUCAUGGAUUGAUAGUUGUGGUAUCCGUCUAUUUCGCAUGUCAAGUAGAACAUGUGGAUAGCCAAAACGUGCGAGUCGUAAUCAUUAGUAUCGUCUAUCU
Molecule: messenger RNA, 893 nt
Organism: Coprinopsis cinerea okayama7#130
Lineage: Eukaryota; Fungi; Basidiomycota; Agaricomycetes; Agaricales; Psathyrellaceae
Exons: 6
Coding region: 65-805 (246 amino acids)
Source: RefSeq, a predicted model, not a curated record